Messenger RNA from Trifolium pratense (red clover), 3612 nucleotides. Its product is annotated as serine/threonine-protein phosphatase 4 regulatory subunit 3-like. The record is from RefSeq and is a predicted model, not a curated record. The coding region runs from base 266 to 3004 and encodes 912 amino acids. NCBI's taxonomy places the organism in Eukaryota, Viridiplantae, Streptophyta, Magnoliopsida, Fabales, Fabaceae. Gene Ontology annotation, molecular function: protein phosphatase activator activity. Gene Ontology annotation, cellular component: nucleoplasm; protein phosphatase 4 complex. Gene Ontology annotation, biological process: protein dephosphorylation. The transcript has 23 exons.
CGUAGGUCGGGGUCAGUCUUACUUUGCACAGAGAGAGAAAAAAAUAUCAAAAGAGGAGAGAGAUAGAAAAAGAGGGCAGAGAGAGAGAGAGAGAAAAACUUCUCGCUGCUUCGUCAAUGGCCAUUAGGGUUUCUUAUUGAUCCAACCAAACUCAAUCCAUUCACUGCAAUUGUUUUCUCUCUCAUUCUCCUUCGUUUCAAAACCCUAAUUUACUGUCCUCGGUAUUGGUUAUGCUCGUUAUUGCUUUCAAUUUUGACGAGCUGUUAUGGGUGCGCCAGAGAAACCACAGACUAACGCUAAUUCGAUGCAGCGUGUCAAGGUGUACCGUCUGAAUGAUGAUGGAAAAUGGGAUGACCAGGGUACUGGGCAUGUAACUAUUGAUUAUAUGGAGCGAUCAGAGGAGCUGGGCUUAUUUGUUUAUGAUGAAGAAGACAACGAGACUAUACUUUUGCAUCGCAUCAGUUCUGAUGAUAUUUAUAGGAAGCAAGAAGAUUCAAUUAUCUCAUGGAGAGAUCCAGAAUAUUCCACAGAACUGGCGCUUAGCUUUCAAGAGCCUAGCGGAUGCUCUUACAUAUGGGACCAUAUUUGCAAUGUGCAGAGGAAUAUGCAUUUCAAUACUUUAAAUAAUGAGCCAUUUCAGAGCACUAACAGCGAGUUAAGGGAGUUGCCUGCUGUUGAACUAACAACACUACCUUUGAUUCUUAAGACUGUUGUUGACAGCAGCAUUUCAGAUCAAAUACGAGUAACAGAGCUACUAUCAAGUAAUCAAGAAUUUUUCCGGAAGCUGAUGGAGUUAUUUAGAAUGUGUGAAGACUUGGAAAACAUGGAUAGCCUUCACACGAUUUACAAAAUCGUCAAAGGGAUCAUUUUACUUAAUAGUCCACCAAUUCUUGAGAAAAUUUUUAAGGACGAGUUUAUAGUGGACAUUAUCGGUGCCCUUGAGUAUGAUCCAGAAAGUACUACUGUUCAGCAUCAUCGUAAAUUCUUAAAGGACCAUGUUGUUUUUAAGGAGGCCAUACCUAUAAAAGAUCCCAAUGCACUGGCGAAGAUACAUCAGACAUAUAGAGUUGGCUAUUUGAAGGAUGUUGUUUUGGCCAGAGUCUUAGACGAUGCUACUUGUGCAACCAUUAACUCCAUAAUACAUGCAAACAAUGCCUUUGUUAUUGCUAUGUUGAAGGACGACAAUACAUUCAUCCAGGAGUUGUUUGCUAGGUUAAAAUCACCCAGCACGUCUCAAGAGUCAAAGAAGAACUUGGUACAUUUCUUGUAUGAGUUUUGUAGUGUAAGCAAGAGCUUACAGAUGGUCCAGCAGCUUCGGCUUUUUAGGGAUCUGAUGAAUGAAGGAAUCUUUGACAUUGUCAGUGAUGUUCUGCAAAGUCAAGACAAAAAACUUGUGCUAACUGGAACAGACAUCCUCCUUCUUUUUAUGAAUCAGGAUCCUAAUCUUUUGCGAUCAUAUGUUGUUCGGCAGGAAGGAGUUGCUCUUCUAGGACUCUUGGUUAAGGGAAUGGUAACAGAUUUCGGAGAGAGCAUGCACUGCCAGUUUCUUGAGAUUCUUCGUAUUCUAUUGGACUCGAGUACAUUGUCUGGACCACAGAGGGACACUAUCAUUGACAUCUUCUUUGAGAAGCAUUUGGGUCAACUGAUUGAGGUUAUAACAGCGUCAUGUCCUUCAGAAAAUAUUGCCGAUGCAAGUAUUAAAUCAACAAAUCCUGGACAAAGUGUUCAAUUUCAGCGCAAAACAAAACCAGAGAUAUUAUUGAACAUAUGUGAAUUACUAUACUUUUGUGUCCUUCAUCACCCAUACAGGAUAAAGUGCAAUUUCCUUGUCAAUAGUGCAAUUGAAAACAUUUUGCUCCUCACACGGAGAGCAGAAAGAUACUUAGUUGUCUGUGCGGUCCGGUUUGUUCGAACUGUUCUCUCCCGCAAUGAUGAGCAUAUGCUAAAUUAUUUCGUGAAGAAUAACAUUCUCAAACCAAUUAUAGACGCCUUUGUUGCUAAUGGUAAUCGUUACAAUCUUCUCAACUCUGCUGUUCUGGAACUUUUCGAGUAUAUUCGGAAGGAGAAUGAUCUGAAAUUAUUGCUAAAACACCUAGUUGAUUCUUAUUGGGGUCAGCUGGUAAAAUUUGAGCAUUUGGUCUCAAUUCACUCGCUGAAAGUAAAAUAUGAGCAGUGUGUGGAUAAUGGUGGGACUAAUGGUGCUGCGGUAGUGGACCUUCGAAGACGAAUUGAUGAGCGUGCUGUGGAGAGAGAAGAAGAAGAACGCUAUUUUAAUGAGGACAGGUGCAUAUCUUCUUUCUUAACUAUCAUAAGAUUUUUUAAUUUUUUAUGUAGUUGUUGUGGAGUCUCUGAACUUUGGGGAAAUUUUAUCAGUGAUGAGGAUGAUGUAGCGUCUGUAUCUGUUUCACGUGAUCAUAAAGGUCAUCAACAGCCUAGUCUUUCCAAUGGAGUUACACCAAAGCAUCCGCAGUCAAGUCGAAGGUCACUGGUUGACUAUGAGGAUGAUGAGGACGAUGAAGAUUAUAAACCACCACCAAAGAAGCAAAAAGAAACAUCAGAGGAAGAUGAAGGGAUACUGGAGUCUCUCAGGCUGAAAAGGAAACUUCCUUCAAAGGAUAAAGAUCCCGAACUUGUGAAGAAACAGAAGCUAACAAAGAACUCAAAAUCUAAAGAUAGUGUUUUUGCUGCCUUGUGUUCAACAUUGAGCCAAGCUGUGUUACCAAGUAAGAAAUCUGCAAUCAAUAUCCAUACGGGUGCUCAAACAGUUGAAGGGAGGACGAGUUCUAGUGAAGACAAUCAGGAAGACAGACAAAAUGUUACUAGAAGCAGCGCUGAUAAUAGCAACAUAGGAGCUGAAGAUAACCUUGUAGAGAAAGAUUCUUCAGCCUCUAGAAGUUUUUCUGAUCGAUUGCAUGCAAAAUCAGAUAACAAACAAAUAGGAGGUGAGGAACGUCCGCUGCUUCCUCCCAAAUCCUCGCCAGAGAUGGCUGUGAAUGGAUCAUAAGCUUCUACACUCGUACAAAGGGGCAAAUUGUUUAUUGUGUUUGACGUAUAAAUUUGCUGGUGGCUGAGUCAUUGCUGACUAUAAAAGAAGCAUGCUGUGUGAGACAAAAGGAAUUUUACCUAGAGGGGUGUAAUGGUUAUCCUGCAUCGAGGGCAUGUGGUGUGGAAGUAGUACUGUACAGUGCCACCAAGGUGGGAGAAUAUUAAUACAGAAAAGUGGUUGUUGCUUUCGCAUAACUUAUCUAACUUUUCUGAGCAAUAGUUUUGUAUUUUUCUCCUCUCCAAAUUUUACCUCUUCCAGCUCAUUUAUUUACUUUUAUAGCUUUUGCCGCAGGGCGAGUACCCAAUUUGUAGAUGAGAGGUGAUAUUUUUUAACAUUAUUCCUCUUUUUAAGUUAUUUGAACUCGAUGACAGGGGGUGCCAAUAUUUGCCCUACACAGGUUUUUCUUAUGUUUUUUUUCUCUCCCCUUUUUGGUGGUGAAUUGUAGGGAUUGGGAUGUAUGUGCCAGUGUGUUUUUAGGGCCAUUUUUUACGACUGUUCUUGGGAAUCAUCCAUUGUAAAUCUGUAUGAAACUGUUGAUAUGCAAUGGUCUCUGUGCAGUUCUUCUA